GCCGGGUUGCUUCCAAAAUUUUCGUGUUAUUCUUUAACCGUUUGUAUAUCGUUUAAUGGAUACUUUUUUGUUAGAAUUUGCUCGCAAGUUUCCUUGUGAAAAUAAAUUUCAGGCAGUCCUCAAAUCCGCUCUAUUCACACACUCUUUAAACCGCGAAGCACUACCGGUACAGCAAUAUCGGACGAGGUGUCGAAAAUGUAACGUGCCUUGGGAGGACGGAUUUUUCACGGUCACACUACUGCCACCGAGCAAGCAAUGUCUGAAACAGAUCGAGAAAUACGAGUCCAUGACCGAACCUACGAGGCCGCAGCAAUCGUUGCUGAAAUAUCUCAAAAGCCGUACCAGAAGGAUCGCGAAAUACACGUGCAGUAUUUGUUCUUUCAAAACACGUGUGAGAUUGGAUCAGAAGAUGGUGCUUCAAAAGCCGCAAAAUGAUUCAGCGCCCUCUACGGCUCCGGAGGUAGUGGAGGUCGAAGAGCACAACAGAAAAAAACGAAAACGUCGUGGAAAGUCGAAUGCCGGCUUGCCAAUACCUACCAGCAAUAGCAGCAGUAAAAGCGGUCUCUCCACUACUCCAUUACCACAGGCCUCUGCAAAUAAGACCCCUCAAACCUUGCUUAGCAGAAAGACACACACGAAGCAAUUCAAGCCGCAAGAUUUUCGAGAAAUUCAAAAGCUACUUGCUGCCCAACUUGCGGGCACCGCUAAUACCAAAGCUUCCAAGAAAAAAUUUGGAAAACUGUAA
This is a messenger RNA of Anopheles darlingi, 745 nucleotides long. RefSeq lists its product as uncharacterized. The transcript has 3 exons. NCBI's taxonomy places the organism in Eukaryota, Metazoa, Arthropoda, Insecta, Diptera, Culicidae. Bases 56 to 745 code for a protein of 229 amino acids. The record is from RefSeq and is a predicted model, not a curated record.